AUGAAGCGCUCGUUCGAGGACGUGUCUGCAGUUCGAUCCAAUGUUGAUGAUAAUGCACUCAGCACCAUCGAUAGUGAACCGGUUGCUGUCACGGGGGCUACUAGCCACGAUACCAACUCUUUCGGUCGACCACGGAAGUAUCGGAUGUUGCACCACACACGAUCGUCAGCUCUGCUGGUGCAUCCGACAGAGAUCAAUGGUCUCUCAAAUGAUUGUAACAUUGCGUUCUCGCUGACAUCACCUCACCGAAGAUGCGAUGACUUGGAGGCUGCUUUACCGGAGGAAGCGUUGUUGAAUCUGGUAGUCUCGUUUCUCAACGUUCGUGAACAGCAGCAUCUUCGAGAAAUUAGUCGAUUAUGGCAGGAACGGGUGCAAACGUUAGAAGUAGAUCGACUUGAUUUGUCCGCUAAAACGUUGCCUUUGAGCGCACGUACACUUCAUCGUGCGUGUCUCGCUGUUAUGCAGAGCUACAGUCGCGUUCGUCGGCUUGACGUGUCAGGCCAACGUUCACUUACUGACCGCGACCUGCUCGUGCUGACGUCAUGCUUCUGGUCACACCUCGAGGAGAUCGUUGCGGACGAUUGUCCUGAGGUUUCAGAUGUUGCAGUGCUAGCUAUGCUCAAUGCUCAAUCUCUGCGACUUUGUUCCGUGUCCGUGCGUCGAUGCAAGAGGGUCACGGGUGAAGUAUUUGCUGGUCAAGUCUCGCAUCUCACAGGAUUGCAUCCGUCGCUCACGAGUCUUAAUAUGGAUGACACCAGCGUAACUCGUUCGUUUAUCUCGUGUCUAGAGACUCACUUUCCGACGCUGCAGCAUUUAAGCGCUCUUCACACACCGGCACAUCGCACGUUUUUCCUGCAGAACUCAACGUUGCGUCCUGUUUUGCAUGAACUUCAGUUACUGGUGAGCAACGAACUCGUGGAGCUUCCGUUGCUGCCUGCGCUUCUUGAUGAAUUUCAUCGGUGGUGCCGUAGUCAAGGUCGACGUAAAGCUGGAGCCUUUGAACGUACGGUAAUAGCGAGUGGAUCACGUGCGCUCCUGGAUAUCCCACUGCUUCUUUCUGGUGCUAAUGCUACCAGCGAGACUGAAGCAACUGACUCUGUACUCAUAUCACCUCUACUGUAUGCGUGCGCUAGUGGAAGAACUCGAGCUUUACAAGCUAUCCUGAUGGCGUCGCAAGGUCAACAAAAUGGUACUGCUCUCGAUUUGGAGAAUACGGACGCAGAUGGACACUCGGCGCUGAGUCUUGCGGUUGCAAAUGGACUUUUGGAAGCUACUCGACUAUUGCUGCAAGCAGGAGCCGAUGUUAAUACUCGUUCAUUGAUCUCAGCUUCGCCACUCUACAUCGCUAGUGAGCACGGUUGGGACGUUUUGGUGGACAUGUUGCUUGACGCAAAUGCAGAGAGGGAUUGUGCAGUCAGAGGUGGAGCGACUGCGUUAUGUGCUGCCGCCAAGAAUGGUCACCGGUCAAUUGUGCUGAGACUACUUGCAGCUGAGAAGCAGGCCGAGGACGAAUUACAAGCUCGAGGUCGUAUCAGCAAGAAGCAAUUGGUGCAAGCUUUGUUCUUGGCUUGUGAGGGUGGUCACUUGUUCGUGGUCUCUGAUCUUCUUCUACUCACAGAGCUGGAUGCUAAUGUUCUCAUGGACGAGAAUGUGUCUCCACUCUACUUGGCUUGUCAAAUGGGGCACGUGAAUAUUGCGUCUCUAUUGCUAAAGCGUGGUGCAAAUCCGAGCUUUCGCAGACCACAGGGUGGGGUAUCGUGCUUAUACAUUGCUGCUCAGGAAGGGCAUGACCAGAUUGUCCGCUUGCUAAUGAAAGCGGGGACGAACGUGUACACAAAGAUGCAUGAUAUGUCUACUGCACUACACAUCGCUGCUCGCAUGGGUCGGAUAGCUGUUUCCAGGGCUCUGCUACAAUAUGGUGCUCGGUUGAACGACCAAACUCGUUCUGGACUGACGGCGCUGUAUAUUGCAAGCGAAGAAGGACACGUGAAGCUUGUUCAAUUUUUGCUCGAAGCUGGUGCUGUACGGGACUUGCAAACAAGCACCGGAGCGACAGCUUUGUUUGCUGCCGUGCACCGGGGACACAAAGCCGUCAUAAAAGCUUUGCUUCUUGGGGGAGCGAAUGCCUCCUUAGCAAAGCACAACGGUACUAGUCCUCUCGACGCAGCAGCAUUGCUAGGUGAUAUCAAGACCACGAGACUUCUGCUACGCUUCGGAGCACGCGUAGGUGGAUUAACCCUGCAUUUCGCCGAGCGUCGACGCAACGCUGCCGAUCUCCAAGCCUUACUGCGGACGCGCUACAAAGCCCAGCACCCCUCCCACCGUGUCAAUACCGACAUCGUGACAAGCAUUUAA
Molecule: messenger RNA, 2355 nt
Organism: Peronospora farinosa
Lineage: Eukaryota; Oomycota; Peronosporomycetes; Peronosporales; Peronosporaceae
Source: the annotation of a GenBank genome assembly